GUCUCUUUACUUCUUGAAGCUGCAGCUAUCUGCGUCUCCCUUCCUAUUUUUUUUUCUCGCAAAAAUCUUUGACUAUAUAAAUAUACUUAUAUAGUCAAAGGCAAAAAUGUCGGAAAGCAUCUUCACCGCUGAGAUCAAUCGUCGUUCCGACACAAACGUCGCAUUCGCAUUGUGGCCGGAAUGGAAAGAUUUCGAUUUGAACAACGAGAAAUGGGGGAUCAAAAAUGGCCCCGACGGAUUAUUCGUGGACGCGGAGCGUGUUGCAAUACCACGAUCUUUAGAACCUGACUUAGAACACUGGAUACGAGCGAAGGAUUUGAAGCACUUGACUGCUUCUCCGACAGUAUAUACGACGACCAUGGAAUAUCCCGAUCUGAUUACAAACAAUAAACAUCUGUUACACAGUGAGUUUGUGAGAUGGUUUUUGUCCGCGCUGGUGAACUUGCAAUAUUGCGGUCGGGAGGGUUUAGACAUCAGCGGUGAGGACUCGAAUUUCGCGUGGACCGGUUACCGUAAUCCCUGGUAUGGUUGGAUGCACGUGUACUCCAUGAACAAAGCUGGGAAAGACACCCAGCAUCGGCCCGUGACAAAUCCAAACGGAAAGUAUAUCGUAAGAUUACAUUACAUGGGAUGCUGGCGUCGCAUUCUGGUGGACGACGUCAUUCCUGUUGAUAAAAAUGGCAGGCCUCUUUUACCGUGCACGUCCAACAACUUCGAACUAUGGCCGAUGCUUCUUGCCAAAGCGUUGCUCAAGAUUGCCUCGCUGACUUGGACCGAACGCCGCGAAAUUAUCGACUUCCAUCCAAUUGCUUGCCUCACAGGCUGGACUUGCUUGAUAAUAAACGUCGCUCAUCUAACGUUGCAAGACAAAUGGGAUUUGCUAACGAAAUAUUCCGAACACUUCGAAUGGACGCCGCGAACCGCGCACGAUUAUAUUCCAGGUGUGUCUAUCAAAUGUACGUGUUCGCGACGAUCUGGUUUGACAUUUCUUCGGUUAUCGCGUUACGUUACGUAUUCCCGUUUGUACUUCCGAAUAGAAAGCUCUGCGAAUGCGAGAAAACCCGGAGAAACUCAGCAACUGCUCGCGGCCGCCGAGACCGAGAGACCUCAACCAACCGCGUUGUUCCUUCUCUUGAGCGACACGCGAGCACUCGGAAGCGACGUGGUGCCUGGUCUGUCGCCCUGCUGGGAUCACGUAAUUUACGUCAUCCAAUCGCGUGACGUUCCUAUAGAUCCCAAAGAUGUAAAACCGCUAUUACCGAAGUGGAAGUUUCAUCGCUGGUUAAAGUGGGCCGUUUCGCGAAAUGUGAUCGAUCCUGCCGACUACUUUGUCCCGAUUCGUUACUUGAGGGUGAUCAGCCCUCUCGAGGAGUGCAACAGCAGCGUUGUUCGUGAUAAAAAUUACGUCGCGGGAAACUCGAUCUCCUCAAACGAGAUCGAACGAUCCGAUAAAUUUAUCCGGAGAAGAAUGAGAUCUCAGAGAACAUCAGACUUGCCCACCAUGUCGAAAGAAGAAGCAACGGAAAACGUCAAUCGAUGGAUCGACUUCAAUAAGAUGGCUUCAUACGUUACGGAGAUGCAUCUGUUCUACAAGCUGGAGCACUUCCAGUACUCCAGUCAAGUAACAAGCGACGUAUUAAAGAUAGCCAAUGAAAGUUAUAAAGCGGAAGCAGCAAAAGUUGCUUCAAAAGAAACUGGAAAGGAGAAAGAUAUUUACAAUAGCGGCAAGAUUUUGAAAUCCAGAUACAAACCUUUGUAUUUAUUUUGCGAUUCUCCGAAGAAAAAAUUUUUCCUGUUCAAUCUUUGCACCGCACCGAAACAUAAGAAUUCCAAUUUGCACGAAAAAGAUUACUUGAUCGUGGAAAAGUACAACUGGUUUUUCAUAUCGGAGCCAUCGAAUCAAUCAAUAAUUAUUUCCACAACCGGUAACAAGUCGACCAUUGUGGAAUUGAAAGCUGGUAGGCAACUCUUGCGGAUUCACAGCCAUUCAGACUUCGGUCUGACGACUAUUUCUUCAGACACGAAUUUUCAUCUUGGAGAUUGUGCGACUGUGCAACAACUGAUGACCACAGAGUCCGACAGAAUCGAACAGAUAUCGAAAGUAAUUAGCGAUAACCUUUGCAAGGCUUAUCGAUCGUUUGGAACAAGGGAUUAUCCAGCAAUGUUAAAGAAUCUCUACCGAAGCUACGUGCCUAAUUUGCAGUUUGCCUCUUCAAAACAAAAUAAAAAUUUUCGAACGCUGAUACACCGUUUCUUUAUGGAAGAACAAAUUAAAUUAAUCAAAAAGACUGUUCCCGAUGAAGAACUCAAAGACAUUCUCCAUUCUUUAAGAGUGUUCUUCCUAAAUCCGCAUAUUAGAUCAGAAUACCUCGAUUUAAUGACAAAUCAAAAGAUUCUUCGAAAUCUUACAAAGGAGACUUCGAAAAUGUGGUCUUCCACUUCAUCUAACCGUAAAGAAGUCUUUACUUACGAUCAAGCAGCGACAACGAUUCAAUCCUUCUUCAGGAUGAGUCUAGUAAAGGGGUAUAAACAACUUCACAGUCCUGAUCACGCUCUCCAUACACAAAUUCGUGAACGACUUCAGAAAAUAUCCGACCUAUUUGACCCAUCUGUCGCAAGUCGAUUAUUAAGAAACCUCAUUAACCGUCAUAAUGGCUUGCGCAAUCUGUAUCCUUGCUCCGAGGACUUUAUUCACGUUCUGAAUAUUCAGGAGUUUAGGGGAGUCCUGGAAAACAUCAGGCAUGAGCAGUGGUUCCCAAUUGUCAGAAUUGUUGUGAAUCCCAAGCCAGACGCGGUUCUCGCGGCCUUCGAAUUGCUAAUCAAUCUUCCUCGUUUUGCAUUGCGUGUCUUCAAUAAUCAAAAUGGACGCGAGAUGACGCGUCUCGUGAACUGCGUGAUGCCAGGUCAUUACAAAUACCUUCCGGACGGUUACACGGUGUUUGCUUACGGCUGGAGCGAUAAACAGCAUUUCAAAGAGCUUGACUGGACAUUUCGCGUGAUUACUGUGAAAGGUGAUUCAAUGUUUUAUCAAGUGGAUGAGCAACGGCCUUUGUCCUUGGAGACGAAACCACCAAAACUGAUGGUCGACGAAUUAGUCGGUACCUAUAUUCCGAAUGUGAGAAAUUGUAUUUCGCGAUGUAUUCUGCGAGUGCCUUUGAAGAGAAGUAUCGUUUCGAUAAGAUUGACAACCUCCUACAGCCUGGCAAAGAUCAGAAUAAAGGUCAUCGAUGAAGAUGGCAACAUUUUGAUCGAUGUGAACGGCGGUUCGACAGUUUUGUUACCCUUCGUGAUCUUGAAGCAUGCCGCCGAGAAUGAUGAAGAUUACAGGACCGAGAAUAACAGUCGAGACAUAGGCAAAGAAAUAAAAAAUGCGGAGAAGAAAAAUUUGUAUUACAUAGAGGCUUUCGUGCUCAACAACAGCUGGCCUCUCACAGAUGUCGAGUGGACGGUCGCGAGUCAGGCAAAAAUGAAGAGCGCGGGGGAUAUAAAAACAACGAUACAAUCCGGAAAUAGAACGUCGUUGAGGUCAAGUCUGCCGACGAUGAGAAAGGACGUAAAACAAGUCAUAAGUAAUGACCAAACUUUGAAAUCUCCAUAUUGGAUUCUUCAGGUUGUUACAGAUGCUCGGGAUGCUGUAGAGAUCUGUCAAGACACGAGCAGAGAGUCAGAAAUAAUACUACUGAAAGAAUCCUGGUGGUCGAAGGAUCCGAAUCGAUCCGUACGUGGAAAGAAUUUGCGAGAAGCCUUUUUGAAUGCAUACGCCUCGAAAAUUGAGUCUGACGUGUCUUUGAAUCAAACUGGGACGCAACUGAGAUUAAUAGAAGACAAAGAUAUGGAGUUUUGUCUGUCGUACGCGAGACAAUACAGAACCUUGAAGCCAUCGGAAUUUCAUUACGAUCUGCCCGCUUUGGAUCUGACAAAAUACAUGAAAAGAGACAAGAACGCAAAGGAUCAGCGGAUAAAAACGAAAAACGACGAUGAGAUACUGAAAGAUCAACAUACCGCUAUUAUCGUCGACAGUCAGACGAAUUAUUUCGAUUACUUGAAGAAUUUGGCUGAGCUGAUGAACAAGCAAUUGCGAAGAUACUUGAAGCACUUCGGGAAGAAGGAAAAGAAUUUCUGGCAGAGAAGAACAUUCGUGGACGCUGUUUACGAAAUGAGGAAGAUCUACAUCGAUAGUUUGAUACUCGAGAAAGUGAAAAAUAAAGCGAAUAAGGGGAAGAAGGAUUAAGAAGAUUUUAUUUUAAGUGAUAUAAUAACUACUCUAUUACGUUUAAAAACACUAUGUGUUUUGUAAUUUAAAUUAAGUAUAUAUCCAAAAAUGACUAACUCUC
Wasmannia auropunctata (little fire ant) is the source of this 4334-nucleotide messenger RNA. Its product is annotated as androglobin-like. NCBI's taxonomy places the organism in Eukaryota, Metazoa, Arthropoda, Insecta, Hymenoptera, Formicidae. Gene Ontology annotation, biological process: proteolysis. The record is from RefSeq and is a predicted model, not a curated record. Gene Ontology annotation, molecular function: calcium-dependent cysteine-type endopeptidase activity. The coding region runs from base 107 to 4231 and encodes 1374 amino acids. The transcript is spliced from 8 exons.